GCCGUACUCUCGCACUCAUUAUUACACUGUAACAUUCAAAAGUUAAAGAAAAUAGUUUGUGUUGCGCGCCUUUUUUUGGGGUUUUAGAGAUAGAAGAUUUGGGCUGAAGUUCUUAGUCGAAGAUGGAGCACGCCGAGUUCAGAGUAAAGGCUAAGGAGAUGGUAGACUACAUAGCGGACUACCUCGAGAACAUCCGCGAGAGGAAAGUCUACCCGUCCGUGCAGCCCGGGUACCUACACAAGCGACUACCCGCUACCCCUCCCGUGCAGCCUGAGGCGUGGGACGACAUCUUUAAGGACCUUGACGAGCAUAUCAUGCCUGGGCUGGUCCACUGGCAGUCACCCCAUAUGCACGCUUACUUCCCCGCGCUGACGUCUUACCCUUCCAUCAUGGGAGAUAUGCUGUCCAGCGCGCUCAACGUACUCUGCUUUACUUGGGCGUCAUCACCAGCGGGCACAGAGCUGGAGACCAUCGCGAUGAACUGGCUCGGGAAGAUCCUGGGUCUACCGGAGUGCUUCCUCAAUGAGAAGAACGACAGCCCAGGGGGAGGGGUCAUCCAGACAACUGCGAGCGAAGCCACACUGGUCAGCUUAUUAGCAGCACGCACUAGGGCUUUGAUGGAACUAUCCAAACUGAACCCUGACCUGCAGUCUUCAGAGCUGCUGGGGCAUCUCAUCUGCUACUGUUCUGACCAGGCACAUUCGUCCGUGGAGAAAGCUGGACUUAUCGGUCUUGUACGCAUGCGCUACAUUGAGUCUGACGAGAAUCAGAGCAUGCGCGGCGUGGCCCUCGAAGAGGCCAUACUGGCUGACAAGGAGAAGGGGCUUGUUCCGUUCUGGGUGUGUGCAACCCUCGGUACAACAGGUUCCGUUGCCUUUGACAACUUGCGUGAAAUAGGCGCUGUGUGCGACACGCAUGGCGCAUGGCUUCAUGUGGACGCUGCAUAUGCGGGGAGCGCCUUCGUCUGUCCUGAAUACAGGCACUGGAUGAAUGGGAUCGAGAUGGCGGACUCCUUCGCAUUCAACCCUUCCAAGUGGCUGAUGGUCAACUUCGACUGCACUGCCAUGUGGGUUCGGGACAGCACGGCUCUGCACAGGACUUUCAACGUAAACCCGAUUUAUUUAAGGCACGAGAAUUCAGGAAAAGCUAUAGAUUAUAUGGUAGGCUCCCAAGUCUCCAACGUAAAACGUAUGUUACGCACCAAAGACAUCAAAGUCAAUGGUGAAAUCAUCACCAAUGACGAACUGACAAAAACAAAUGAAGAUCACAACGAUGAAGAUUCUCACGAUGAUGGAUUCAACAGCGGGGAUUCCAAUCAUGACCUUUAUGACGAUGAAGAGGGUCUACAUGGUUAUGAUAAGAUGUCUCCUGGAUGCGGAGAGAAGAUACAGCUGGAGAAUCCAGAUAAGAAGGAAUAUUUACAUUGGCAGAUACCUCUGAGUCGUCGCUUCAGGGCCUUAAAACUCUGGUUCGUGUUGAGGAACUAUGGCGUUAUCGGGCUCCAGAAGCAUAUCAGAGAGAGCGUCCGCUUGGCCCAAAAAUUCGAAGCGUUGGUGUUGGCUGACCAGCGUUUUGAAAUCCCACAACCGAGGAAUUUAGGCAUGGUAGCCUUCCGUAUGAAAGGCGAUAACGCUCUCACGGAGCGUCUGCUCAAACGUCUCAACGCCCGCGGCUAUAUUCACGCCGUACCUGCCUGUUUCAAGGGCACAUACGUCAUUCGGUUCACUGUGACGUCACAGAGGACCACCAAUCAGGACAUACUGGACGACUGGAACGAGAUAAAGACAGUGGCUUCCGAGAUCCUGAUGGAGGUCUUCGGAUCUGACAACGGCAAUAUCGUAGUGCUGAAGAAACCUAGGAUCUCUCUCAAAGAGACCCGCGAGCUGAACGCGACCUUCGGCACGUCUCUGCUCCUAGCCAACAGUCCCAUGAGCCCUAAGAUAGUGAACGGCACUCACGCGGCGAUCUGUGACUACGAGCAGGUGCUGACAUCUUGUGCGCAGACAUUUGCGCAGCUCAAGAUGGAGCCGAAGGAUAGUCCUGAGAUGCGCAGACGCAUCCGAGCCAUCAAGAUGUGCGGGAAGAAGCUGUCGCUUGACUCGUGCAUGGAUAUGGUGCAGGGCAUGAUGGCGGAGCAGGCCCUCCCCCAAUGCCGGGAGGAGGGGGAGGAUGUAUCUAACGAUGCCAAAGUAAACAACAUUGGAACCAACUAGAUUAAUGUGAUCGAGCCCCGGUGACAGGUCCUCGCUGUCUCCUUCCCCCGUCUCCGUCAAACAAGAGCCCAGUCCGGAAUCGAACCAGCUGCAACUCCCCACCAGGCAAUACCGCUCCAAAUCAGUCGACGUUUCCUUAACCGGUC
Leguminivora glycinivorella is the source of this 2359-nucleotide messenger RNA. RefSeq names its product histidine decarboxylase (gene Hdc). The transcript has 20 exons. NCBI's taxonomy places the organism in Eukaryota, Metazoa, Arthropoda, Insecta, Lepidoptera, Tortricidae. Gene Ontology annotation, biological process: histamine biosynthetic process; L-histidine catabolic process. Gene Ontology annotation, molecular function: histidine decarboxylase activity; pyridoxal phosphate binding. Bases 123 to 2213 code for a protein of 696 amino acids. The record is from RefSeq and is a predicted model, not a curated record.